AUGACCAAAGAGAACAAAGCCUUAGGAACACCCUUAAAGCAUCUGGAGAAAGUAGCCAUAGGAGCAACCUCAAAACAUCUAGAAAACAUAGCCAUAGGAGCACCUCUAAAACAUCUAGAGAACAAAACCGUAGCAGCACCCUUAAAGCAUCUGGAGAAAGUAGCCAUAGGAGCAACCUCAAAACAUCUAGAAAACAUAGCUAUAGGAGCACCUAUAAAACAUCCAGAAGACAAAGCCACAGCAGCACCCUUAAAGCACCUAGAGAACAAAGCCGAAGGAACAUCCUUAACACAUCUAGAGAACAAAGCCAUAGGAGCACCUCUAAAACAUCCAGAAGACAAAGCCACAGCAGCACCCUUAAAGCACCUAGAGAAAGUAGCCAUAGGAGCAGCCUCAAAACAUCUAGAGAACAAAACCGUAGCAGCACCCUUAAAGCAUCUACAGAAAGUAGCCAUAGGAGCAACCUCAAACAUAGCCAUAGGAGCACCUCUAAAACAUCCAGAAGACAAAGCCACAGCAGCACCCUUAAAGCAUCUAGAGAACAAAGCCGAAGGAACACCCUUGACACAUCUAGAGAACAAAGCUCAGGGAGCACUUCUAAAGCAUUUAAAUAACGAAGAACAUUAA
This is a messenger RNA of Limulus polyphemus (Atlantic horseshoe crab), 627 nucleotides long. RefSeq lists its product as uncharacterized. The coding region runs from base 1 to 627 and encodes 208 amino acids. Lineage: Eukaryota; Metazoa; Arthropoda; Merostomata; Xiphosura; Limulidae. The record is from RefSeq and is a predicted model, not a curated record. The transcript is spliced from 2 exons.